Eptesicus fuscus (big brown bat) is the source of this 1571-nucleotide messenger RNA. It is a transcript of the gene CDC42EP2, whose product is annotated as CDC42 effector protein 2. Lineage: Eukaryota; Metazoa; Chordata; Mammalia; Chiroptera; Vespertilionidae. The record is from RefSeq and is a predicted model, not a curated record. The transcript is spliced from 2 exons. Bases 425 to 1057 code for a protein of 210 amino acids.
CAAGUUCCCAGCCGGAAUCGGCCGCAGGGUCCAGCUCCGGAGCCGCUGCCGCCCGCGAGCCCGCCGCCUGCGCGCUGAAGCUCCUCAGCCCGGGACCAGGGAGACACGCACAAGGGCGAGACCAGGGAGCACAGCUGCCUACACGAUCACCUUUCUGCUGCCAAUUCCAGAAGUUCCCCACGCUUUUGGGAGAGUGUGACUUGCGUUAUCUCCACCCGCUGACUUCAGCAAUAGUUCGUCUUUCUUUUUCUAAUUCCUUGGGCCAACUCUGUGACCACGCCCCACACCCUGCUCCCUGCCCUUUGCAGGGUUUUGGUGCCUGAAAACCACCCUCCGGGUGUGUCCGGUUGAGUGGCGAGAGGAGGCAGCAGGAGCCUGUGGUCUCGGCGAGCGGCGGCAGCCAGGCCCGGGUGGGGAGGUCACUAUGUCCACCAAGGCGCCCAUCUAUCUGAAGCGUGGCAGCCGCAAGGGCAAGAAGGAGAAGCUUCGGGACCUGCUGUCCUCAGACAUGAUCAGCCCGCCGCUGGGGGACUUCCGCCAUACCAUUCACAUCGGCAGUGGCGGUGGCAGUGACAUGUUCGGGGACAUCUCCUUCCUGCAGGGCAAGUUCCACCUCCUUCCAGGGACGGCAGUCGAGGGACCCGAGGAGGAUGGCACCUUUAACCUCCCCUUCCAGUUCACCCCCGCCGCCCUGUGUGGGCAGGAGCUCCCCGAAGGGCCGUCCCCUCUGCUCAAGAACGCCAUCUCCCUCCCAGUCAUCGGUGGGCCCCAGGCCCUCACGCUGCCCACAACCCAGGCCCCACCCAAACCCCCUCGCCUGCACCUGGAGACCCCUCAGCACUCCCCACAGCCUUCCCCGCAGGAGGCAGGGAGUGUGGACAUGUGGAGAAUUCCGGAGGCGGGCUCAGCCCAAAAUGGGCUGACCCCUGAGUCGGGGGCUGAGGAGCCCUUCCUGUCCCACGCCAGCUCCCUGCUCUCCCUGCACGUGGACCUGGGGCCGUCCAUCCUGGACGACGUGCUCCAGAUCAUGGACCAGGACCUGCAGGUCUCCACAUAGGACCGAGGCGAGCCAGGCUGGAAGCCUAGGCUGGGGUGAAUGCCGGGAAGCGCGGGGGACAUGGCCCUGGCCUACAAGUCGGGAUCCCAAGUCCUGCUGGUGUGGUCACUGGCCAGAGAUCUCUCACUCUGAGCCUUUGUUGGCCUCCCUCCCCGCUCUCCCCAUGGGCAGAGUGCAUCUCACUGCUUUCCCAUGAAACCCACGAGGACACGUGCAGAACUCAGCCCAAAGGGCCCUGAGCAUGUUGGGCCGCCUGGGCCCCCACUACCAACGGCUCCUCCUUCCCUCAGACCUCUUGGGUGAAGGCUCUGCUGAAAUGGACUCCCCUUUCACCUCCCUUCUGCCUCAGCCCCCUCGGAUGCCCUGAUUGGGGGGCAGGGAAGAGGCAGGGCACAGACCUUUGGUGUCAUGUCCUGGACGGGAAGCAUGGCAUCAAUGACCGAAUGGCCCUCCACCCCAUCCCCUUCCACAUGACCAAGGGUUCUGGUCGCAAUAAAACUUGCUGCUGCUCAUA